AUGGCCGAAAUUGUGGCCAAUGCCGCUCCGGCUCAUCAUCCGGCCGACGACAUGCUCGACCCCGUCAAGCCGGGCGUCGAGGACAGCGAUGCCCAGGCCCUGGCCGACAUGGGAUACGAACCAGUCUUCCAACGCCAUUUCUCCCAAUGGACCCUGUUCAGCUUCGCCCUCAGUGUCUCUGGCCUCUUCGGCACCGUCAUGACCACCUUCUCGUAUCCCCUCGAGGCUGGCGGUCCGGCUUCGGCCAUCUGGUGUUGGCUCAUCUCCGGCAUUGGCGCCCUUUGUCUGACCUUCUCUGUCGCCGAGGUCGCCUCUGCUUACCCCACGUCCGGUGCCCUUUACUUCACCAUCAAGUACCUGGCACCGCCAAGCUCUGUUCCCAUCGUCGCUUGGAUCGAUGGCUGGCUCAACCUGGUCGGCCAGAUCUGCGGCAGCGCCUCGUCUGAGUAUGGCUCGGCUCAGAUGCUGCUCGCUGCCGUCUCCAUCGGCUCCGACUUCACCUACUUUCCCACCCAGGGUCACAUCAUCGGCGUCAUGGCCGCCCUCUGCAUCCUGCACGCCGCCAUCAACAGCAUGUCGACCGCCUGGCUCAACCAUCUGGCCAAGACCUACGCCAUCUUCCAUAUCGCCGUCCUCGUCGCUGCCUGUGUCGCCCUGCUCGCCCUGACAAAGGACAAACACUCUGCAAAGUACGCCUUCACCGAGGUCAUCCCCGAUUCUGGCUGGACUCCCCCUGGUUUCUCCUUCCUCUUCGGCUUCCUGUCCGUCGCCUGGACCAUGACCGAUUACGAUGCCACCGUCCACAUUGCUGAGGAGGCCAAGGAUCCUGCCCGCACCGUCCCUCGUGCCAUCGUCCUUGCCCUCACCUUCACCUUCGUUGUCGGCUGGCUCUUUAACAUCGUCCUGGUCUUCUGCAUGGGCGAUCCCGCCGAAAUCCUUGCCAGCCCCAUCGGUCAGCCAGUCGCCCAGAUCUUCUACAACGUCCUCGGCAAAGGCGCAUCUAUCUUCUUUGUCGUCUCUGCCUUCCUCAUCAUGAACUUUGUCUGCAUUACCGCCCUGCAGGCCGGUUCGCGCACUGUCUGGGCCUUCUCCCGUGAUCAGAUGAUCCCCGGCUCUCACAUCUGGUACCGCAUCUGGUCCAAGACCGACACUCCCGUGCUUGCUGUCUGGCUGUACGCCAUCAUCUGCAUUCUCAUCAACCUGAUCGGCCUCGGCAGCUACAUAACCAUCGCCGCCAUCUUCAAUGUGUGCGCCAUCGCCCUUGAUUGGUCCUACUGUAUUCCCAUCCUCUGCAAACUUCUGUUUGGCAGAUUCCAGCCCGGCCCCUUCUACCUCGGCAAGCUUGGUUAUGUCCUCAAUGCUUGGGCCUGCACCUGGACUGCCUUCGUCUCGGUCAUCUUCCUCUUCCCUACCGUCCGGCCUGUGACUGCCGACAACAUGAACUACGCCGUCGUCAUUCUGGCCUUCGUCUUCAUGGUCGCUACCGGCUACUGGUUCAUCCACGGUCGCUUCUACUACACCGGCCCCCGGGCCAACGCCACUGUCGACAAUGGCAUCAUUGUACCCGUCGAGAACGUCCACGAGAAUAUCGGCGAUCCCGAGAAGGCAGCGGCUGCUGCUGGUCUGCACCGCCGGAACGUGGGUGGGGAUGAGAAAAAUUAG
Grosmannia clavigera kw1407 is the source of this 1662-nucleotide messenger RNA. RefSeq names its product amino acid permease. The transcript has 3 exons. The coding region runs from base 1 to 1662 and encodes 553 amino acids. The record is from RefSeq and is a predicted model, not a curated record. Gene Ontology annotation, biological process: transmembrane transport; amino acid transport. Gene Ontology annotation, cellular component: membrane. Gene Ontology annotation, molecular function: transmembrane transporter activity. Lineage: Eukaryota; Fungi; Ascomycota; Sordariomycetes; Ophiostomatales; Ophiostomataceae.